GCAGUGCGCGGCGCCUCCUUCACUAGUUGCGUGUUGGCCUGAGUGCGUGGCGACAGAAGGCAGGAGUUGGGCUGUGUGCGUGCGUGUGUUGACUUGAGUGCGUGUCUCUAUCAGACGAAAAAACAGCUUAACCUUCCCUCAAGAUGGUCGGAACUAAAACAACGCGGACAGUGACGGUGGAGAAGCGAGGAGCAUUUGAUGAUGACCCAUUCUUCAAGGAUUCCCUGGACGAGUGGGACAAGGCCAUGAAAACCGUGGUGGACAAGUGGCCAACUGACUCUUCCACCUCUAAGUCCACUACCACCACCACCACCACCACCUCCCGCCCCGUCGAGACCAGGAACGUGUACCGCCAGAUUAGGUCAUCCAACGUGACCUCCGAUGACUCCCAGGCCGUGUCGUGCACCGAGGAGAAUGACAAGUAUAAGAUGAUGAUAGACGUGAAGGAUUACAAGCCCGGGGACAUCACCGUGAAGACUGUGGACGACACGGUGGUGGUGGAGGGCAAGAUUGAGCAGAAGGAAGGUAACUCCAUCAAGACGCAAGUGUUCACCCGCCGCUUCAUGCUGCCCCCCACCGUCAACCUCAACGGUGUCACCUCAGCACUCUCCCGCGACGGCGUCCUCACCAUCAGCGCUCCCAAGCUGGCCGCCCAUGUGACCAGCGGGCGCUCCACAUCGCGCCCCGUGGAGUUCCGCAGCGUGACACCCUCCACUAGGCUGCGGCCCAGUCUGGGCUCCAUGCCCGCUGCCGGCAAGCCCAGCGUGCCCAAUGGCCCGGACCGGCGCUACCUGGCGCACACGCCGUUGGCCGAUGACGGCCACCACAUCGUGACCACCGUGGUGAACGACAGCAGCGGUCACUGGUCGUCCUUCAACGAGAUGGUGGAGAAGUCCCAGCGCGAGAUGGAGGACAUGAUGCGCCGCCACUCCCUGCAGUCCUCGUCCCGCGAGCUGGAGGUGUCCACGCCCUCUAGCGCCCUGUCCCGCGUGCCUGCCGGGGUCAGCACUACCAGAGACGUGUCCGUGGCAGGCAACAACGUGACACAGCGUGAGGAGAAGCGAUGGGAGGACAACCCCGCCCCGGGCCUGCACCGCACCAACCGCGUGCUCAAUGAGAAGACCGAGUUGAAGGGCGCUGACGGCUCCGUGGUGGGCAACAAGAAGCGCAGCGAGAAGGAAAGCCACGCAGAGGGGUCUCGCGAGGAGGUGCUGCCCGACGGCUCCAAGAAGACAACCUUCACCAAGAGCUACGAGACCAGGAAGGUGUUCAGCUACAACAGCAGCGACCCUAAGGCUGUGUGAACCCGCUCGCCCUAUUUAUUGUACCGUGCUGUAUGUGUCUUGCCGCCCACCCCUCUGUGCCCUCCACGCCCCAUCCCACCUCAUCAUGACUCACUCUCUUUCUCUCUUCUCCCCGCCCGGUGAAUUCAUUGGUCUCCAGCAAACUCUCAGAGCGGCACGCACUUAUAUAUAUCACAAAAAAAUCGACAAUAACAACAAGCAUAUUAUAAGCUACAAAAGUAAAAUUUUCCAUUAACCUCCUACAAAAACAAAACAAAAAAUGCUGAUGAUAAUUCAUGUACAUUAUUGAAAGAAAAAAAAUGAAUUCUAUAUGAUAUUUUUUAUAAAAAAUAAAAUAUGACCCAAGCCAAUUAUA
Portunus trituberculatus (swimming crab) is the source of this 1659-nucleotide messenger RNA. RefSeq names its product heat shock protein 67B1-like. The transcript is spliced from 4 exons. NCBI's taxonomy places the organism in Eukaryota, Metazoa, Arthropoda, Malacostraca, Decapoda, Portunidae. The record is from RefSeq and is a predicted model, not a curated record. Bases 144 to 1304 code for a protein of 386 amino acids.